AUUCAUUCAUGCUAGUCACCUCGUUCACAGGGUAGUAAACCUGUACAACCAUGCCCUCCUCACCAGACCACCUCGAGGUUCCAGACGACGAUCAGAAAUUCCGCCGAUCUCUCGAUGGCGGCCGCGACAGCGAGAGCCAACUCGUCAACUGCUUCGCCACGCCUCCUCGGUCGAGAGCAUCGUCCGUGACUUCAUUCCUCAGCAAUGUCGACUUGAAACCCCGUCAAAACCACCUUCCACAACCUGUGCUUGAUCUGCUCAACGCAAAACAACUCGACGUCGACGAGCACAGCAUCAUCUCCUGGAGACAAGACAGCAUAUCUCUUCCACGAAACUGGACCUCGAAGCAGAAAAUUUACUAUACGGCCGGAAUCUGCCUUGCUCAUUUUGCUUCCUCGCUGUUCGGAAACACGGGCUCUACAGUCGCGAACUAUGCCAAGGAAGACUUGGAGAUCAGCCAGACUCUCUCCAUUUUCUCGUUUGUCACAAUGUACUGGAUUGGCCAAGCUCUGGGAUCAUUCAUCUUCCCGCCCGUGAGCGAGGUCUUUGGCGAUAAACGAUUGUUCUCCUGGGCUGCAGCAUGCUUUGGUACGACUUGUUUGAUCGUCGCGACUGGACCAAAUUUGUGGUCUGUGCUACUGGGGAGAUUCCUUUCAGGCAUGGUGGCGGCUGUACCGAGUGUCGCUGCUCUAGGCACUUUCGAGCAUCUGUGGAACGCAAAGGGCAGAAUCUGGCUUCUCUCGGUCUGGGCAGUCAGUGGAGUUUUGGGAUUUGCGUUGGGGCCUGUGAUGGGGUCUCAUGUGAGUGAGACGGGCGCAGGAUGGGAAUGGGUCUAUUAUGGGGGACUCAUUGCCAACGUCGUCAUUGGCAUCUUCUGCUUCUUGAUGACAGAAACCCAGCCGAACCUCUUGCUACAUCAAGAAGUCCGCCAAAUCGAGAAGGCUACUGGAUUUGGCGGGCUGCGUCUGGACGAAAGUCAUCGUAUCCCAUCCUAUGCCGAAUUUGCGCAGCAUCAGUUGCUUCUCCCCCUCAAACUCUCCACUACCGAGCCCCUCAUCCUGCUCUCCACCCUCCUUGCGGCAUUCUCCUUCGGCCUUACAACACUCUUCACCGAAACUGUCCCCAUCGUCUACACAUCCCAAUUCGACCUCUCCCCUCAAACCUCCUCUCUCACCUUCCUCGCCCUGGCCCUCGGCGCACUCCUCUUCUCCUGGCUCCCGCGCGUCUACGACAUCCACCGCCACCACGCCUUCCGACCCAUCCGAUCCUCCACAAGCCCGAACCCUACGGCACCAGAACCCGAAAAGAAGCUCUGGAGUUACAGCUUCAUCGCCUCCCCAAUCUUCGUCCUGGCACUCUGGUGGUUCUCUUUCACAGUCCCGAACCCCGUCUUCGGAUCCAGUAAUCCCUCCGCCUGGCUCUCCAUCGUUCCUCUCCUAUUGAUCGGAUACUGCCUCGUGGAAUUCAACAGCAUUCUACCACUCUACCUCACAGAAGUGUACUCCCACCACACAGCUUCCGCAAAUGCUCCACUUCACGCCAUCCGCGCUCUUCUAGCGGGUAUUUUCCCUCUGUUCGCUGCGAAGGAAUUUGAUGCUUUGGGUCCUCAUCGCGCUGUUUGGGUUUUGGCUGGUAUUGCGACGGGUUUCUGCGGAUUGGCUGUUGCGACGAGGUUUGUGGCGAAGACGGUUAGAGAGAAGAGCAAGUUUGCGAAGAAGGUGGCUGAAGAGAGGGAGAAGACUUUAUGGAAGGGGAAUUUGGAGGUUGUGGUGGAGACUGAGGUGGAUGUUGUGAGGACGAGGUCGGUUGUUUGAAGAGUUGGUUAAAAGGGAUGCGAAGGAUGGAAGUGGUCCUGAGCAUGCCAUCGAUGGGAUGAUGAUUGGUGUUGUUGACAGGAUUCGAUGUUUGUGAAGUUGGGGAUGUUGCGUGCUUUGAUGCGUGCAAGGCGUAGUUCGAUGUUAUACCCUCAAUUGAUAUGCUAUACUCUUCCUGUAAAACACUUUUGUGGUUUCGA
Messenger RNA from Cercospora beticola, 2014 nucleotides. RefSeq lists its product as uncharacterized. Gene Ontology annotation, cellular component: plasma membrane. NCBI's taxonomy places the organism in Eukaryota, Fungi, Ascomycota, Dothideomycetes, Mycosphaerellales, Mycosphaerellaceae. The record is from RefSeq and is a predicted model, not a curated record. Gene Ontology annotation, biological process: transmembrane transport. Gene Ontology annotation, molecular function: transmembrane transporter activity.